AUGGAACGUGGCUAUUCCUUCCAUACUAGCGCUGAGAGAGAAAUUGUUAGAGACAUUAAGGAAAAGUUGUGUUAUGUGGCAUUGGACUUUGAAGGUGAAAUGAAGAAGGCCUCUGAUUCUUCCAGUAUUGACAAGUCCUAUGAAUUGCCAGAUGGUAAUAUCAUUACUGUUGGUAACGAAAGAUUCAGAUGUCCAGAGGUUUUGUUCCAACCAAACUUCAUUGGUAUGGAAUCUGCUGGUGUUCAUGAAACCACUUUCAACUCAAUUGGUAAAUGUGAUAUUGACAUCAGAAAAGAUUUGUAUGCCAAUGUAGUCUUGUCUGGUGGUACUACCAUGUUUGAAGGUAUUGCUGACAGAAUGACCAAGGAAUUGACUGCUAUGGCUCCUGCCUCCAUGAGAAUUAAGGUUGUUGCUCCUCCAGAACGUAAAUAUUCAGUUUGGAUUGGUGGAUCAAUUUUGGCUUCUUUGUCUACCUUCCAAUCCAUGUGGAUCACUAAGGAAGAAUAUGAAGAUGCCGGUCCAGGAAUUGUUCAUAGAAAGUGCUUCUAA
This is a messenger RNA of Naegleria lovaniensis, 549 nucleotides long. RefSeq lists its product as uncharacterized. Bases 1 to 549 code for a protein of 182 amino acids. The record is from RefSeq and is a predicted model, not a curated record. The transcript has a single exon. Lineage: Eukaryota; Heterolobosea; Eutetramitea; Acrasida; Naegleriidae.